Messenger RNA from Lineus longissimus, 3953 nucleotides. RefSeq names its product F-box/LRR-repeat protein 16-like. Bases 192 to 1532 code for a protein of 446 amino acids. Lineage: Eukaryota; Metazoa; Nemertea; Pilidiophora; Heteronemertea; Lineidae. Gene Ontology annotation, molecular function: protein binding. Gene Ontology annotation, cellular component: cytoplasm. The transcript is spliced from 3 exons. The record is from RefSeq and is a predicted model, not a curated record.
AAUACGUAGCCGUAGAGCUUCGCUGCUAAUAACAAGGAUUUCUGUCUCAUCGAUUUUCUCUAGUUGCAUGGUAAGAGUGGAAGACACACGGCAAAGCAUUACAGUGUGGUUGCCAGCUAUACCGGCCGGCGCUCGCUAAUGUAUUAAUUUUUCAACCCGUGGUUAGCUAUAAAGCAAGGAAAGGGGGCUGGAUGUCGACUCUGAGAAUGGCCUCCAUUGCUAAGGCGUGCGUGGAUCUCUCGAAUGGGAUCCGCGGAUUACGGCUGGGGAAAGGAUCGCAGGAACCUCCGCCUAAGGAGAUCAACAAAGCAAAGAUUGCCAAGAAGGAGAGAUUCCUAGCCAAGAUCAAUGGAUAUUUUAAACGGUUCGUUUACAACGCGGAUGUUUGGAAAGAUGACACGUUUCUUUCGGCGUUCUUUCUUUACUUUUCACCAAACGAGAGGUGUGUCUUGUGCCAGGUUUGUCGAAAAUGGCGGGAUAUUUUGUACCAGCCGCAUUACUGGAUAGGAGUGACCCCAGUCCUCAAAUGUAGAGAAUGGAAUAAAGAUGAGACCAGUAGAAACAACUUCUACCUAAGUCUGCAAGCACGUGGCUUUGACUCCAUAUGCUUGUUUGGCGCAACUGACUCGGAUAUUAACGAAUUUGUGACAAAUUUUCCGCCAUCUAGAAAACACAUACGUUCCGUGAGCUUACGAUGUUCCAACGUCAAUGACACCGGAUUGGAGAAUCUCUUGGACAAAAUGAUGUGCGUCUACAGAUUGGAACUAUCCGGUUGCAACGAAGUUACGGAAGCUGGGCUGUGGUCCUGUCUCAAUUCAAAAAUUGUAUCUCUCAGUAUAAGCGACUGUAUAAACGUUGCAGACGACUCUGUAGGGGCUAUAUCACAGUUGUUACCCUCACUGUACGAGCUCAAUCUUCAAGCUUAUCACGUGACUGACGCAGCUUUAGCUUUCUUCAGCUCAAAACAGAGCUACACAUUGUGUGUUCUAAGACUCCAGUCAUGUUGGGAGAUUACUAAUCACGGCAUCGUGAACAUUGUACAUUCCUUACCUAGCCUGACCGUCCUCAGUCUGUCUGGAUGCAGUAAAAUUACCGAUGACGGGGUGGAGCUCAUCGCAGAGAACCUGAGGAAGUUACGGUCUUUAGAUCUCUCCUGGUGUCCAAGGAUUACUGAUGCCGCACUGGAAUAUAUUGCAUGUGACCUUGGACAACUUGAGGAAUUAACUUUGGAUAGAUGCAAUCAUAUUACCGACAUAGGGGUUGGCUACCUCUCCACCAUGACCUCCCUCAUACGACUCUUUCUCCGGUGGUGUACGUUGAUACGGGACUUCGGCCUUCAGCAUUUGUACACCAUGAAGAACCUCAAGGUGCUCUCGUUAGCAGGAUGCAACCAGUUGACGUCUAGCGGCCUUUCAGGACUAGCCCAGCUGCGCUAUCUGGAGGAGUUGGAGCUGACAAACUGUCCGGGCGCAACCAACGAACUCAUCACGUAUCUCAGAGAAAACAUGAACAAGUGUCUCAUUCUUGAUUAGUGAGAGGAAUCAAAACGGGACAAGCAUUCUCGAAAGCAGAUCAAAGGAUAUUCUCUCUGCCAUAUCAGAUUCCCAUUACACCAUGUGGUCACAGGCACGUGAAGAUACCAUAAUCAACCAAUCAAUUAGCGAUUUAUCAGCCCCCAGAAAACGCCUGUGUUAACUUUGGUAAUGGCGACCUGUGUUGGUAGCCGCUCGACGACUUCAUCAGUGAAUCCUGUUCUGGGUCUGCUCGGGAGUCUACGCGACGGACACACUCAAGAAUCAAACUUAUCUCAUAUAUUCAUUAACACUUUUGAAAAUACGUGUGGGUUGGGUGGGGGUAAACGCUGUUUUAGCUAGCCUGUUUAAAAAAAAUUCUUUCGCCAUCGCAUUUAUUCCGAUCAGCGGAUACUGCGAAAAUCACGAAUGAGUUAAUUUGCAAUUUCCUUUCUUUGUGGCAUGGGUGGUUUUUGCAUUGGGCCUAUACCAUGUAAUUUGUAUGUAACAAUGCCACAGUUAUGUAGCAAACAGUUCUCAGGAUAUUUUCAUUCGGUUUGGCUUGUAGUGCAGCCCAUGAUUCACAUGUUAAAUAGAUGAGAAGAAAAAAAUCGUGUUUAUCGAAAGAGUUUGUGGUUCAGCAGUGUUCACCGCACGCACCCGGACCUUUUCCCAAUAAUUGAUUUGUAUGAGAAAACGUGAAGGCCUUCGUAUUAUAUUCGCAACAUCAACUUCUUGGUGUUGUCGCGUUGCGACAAUGUUGUCAUUAGCCCAGCUAUAGUGAUGUUGUAGGUAUACAUCUUUGAUCUUGUAGAUUAACAGCAUAUUGUGACUUAAGCACAAAUGGUGGAAGACGUAUGUUGUGUCAGAUAUUAUCUGAUGUUAUGUUCGACUAAAUAAUACGUAUUAAUAUACUGUGCAAUACAUUGAUUGAUGGUAAGCAUUUUUGUCCGGUCGACAUACGAUGUAUUUGAAAACAGCGAGAUGUUUAUUGCUCCCGUUGUAACGAUAACGCAAGAAGAAUCACGUCUCUGAAAUAAAAACCGCUAGUAUGGGGGGCACUUUAUUGGAUAGCAACCCGGUGGCUCGGAAAGUUCAAAACUCUAACCGAAGUCAACCACGUGGCCUAUGACAUCACCGUGGUCAAUUGAGUACCUGAGAUAUUGUAGGAAAGAAGAGUCCACUGACCAUCUUCGUUGUUUUUAGGAAUGUUCAAUUCCAAUCUACCAGGAAAAUGUAAGUCAAUGGACUCUCCUUUCCUGUAAUGCAACACGUACCUUGGUCUCAGUGGGAAUCGCAUGGUGAAUUUCACACAAAAGAGACCCAGAUUGGGGUAUUUUGUGAAAGACGCGUAUAUAGUGCCCCAUUAGGUUGUAAUGGCUUUGUAGGGCUCCUAACUGAAAUUUCAGUAAAAAUGUAAAUAACAUUAAAAGUGUGGUUUUGUAACCGAUGAUAAAAAACUGUCCCCUUGAAAGACAUUGUUGUCGUAUUGUAAUUGUAUUACUAUAGUAACCUAUUUUCUCAGUGUUCUCUGGUUAUGAGGAUCCGCCGGACCGUUGGCUAUGUGUUGUAUAUCAUAAAGAGUUGGUUCAUCCUCGGCCCAGUGUUUUAAAUACUCUCAAUUUUACACGACUGUGAUGCUAGAAUUAGAGUAAAUGAUGUAGACUGUAUAUACGAAUGUAUAAAUCAAUAUGGCACGGGUGUUUUUGAAUUUCAGUAAUGUAUGUUCCCCGAAGUUGUACAUAUCUUCUUCAUAUUAUUGUAACUGUGGUGGCAUUGAUGUUGCAUUUAUCACGGCGUCGUCCCCAUGGUCGAUGUCCUCGCUGACCCUGCAGACGAGGUUGAACUGUCAUGGCUGUCAGCUGGGUUCCGGUCUUCGAACCUACGCUGAGCCUCAGACGCCCUCAGGCGGUUCGACAAAACACUAGGGAUUGACUAUCUCCCGCCUGAGCAAGGCGUUCACAUGGCUAUGGUCUGGGACAUUGGUGACAAACUAGGGUGUGCAUACAGAGUUUUCUCCUGUAUAUACUCUCGUUUCGUCUCGCGAGAUAAUGAUGAUGAUAAUUGAAUAUUUUUAUUUAGUGCUCAGAUAACGAAAAUACAUUUUCUUCGCACGUUACAGUAUAAAGGAAUGAAGUGCGCUGUUUUGAAUCCCAGAAAAUCAACAACAAAAAUAUCUCAGACAAAUAUCUUCGGAUUGCUCCAGGCUAAAGCGGACCAACAUGCCUAAUGUAACGUUUUGGGUUGUUCCCCGUAUUUCAGUAUUUCCGUACAAAAUCUAAAAAGUUUUGACAAAAUAGCGUUCCUAAUCAGUGAAGGCAAAGACUCACAAACCCUUAUUACUAAAGUGCUUUGGGAACCAUCACUCAUGCAUGACAGUCAUGUCUUGUUAUACAUAGUAACUCAACAAGUACGCAAUUGUUUACAUCAAUAAAAUACUGA